UUCUGUCACGACUAGCAGGGGGAAGGCGUCCGGGACGCUCCCGACACGUCGCCCUGACCGGCGCGCAAAGGUCGCACGGCUCCUAAUGCCCGGGAGGGAGCGACCUCGCCUCCGAGGACGAACGGACGGAUGCCUGGCCGGCCGACGGGAAUCGAGACUCCGCGUCAGGCUGCGUCCUCCGGAUGAUGUCGAUGACGACGACGACUCUUACGUGACUGUCUAAUCACCAGCAUUUUUCUACUUUGGAACUCCUGCCAUUGAUGUUGCUAAACGUCCAAUCCAUUUAAGUUUAAAUGGAUUGGACGUCUUACUAGUGACAAACUCAUUGUUAAGAAUGUGCAUCUUGGCCAGUGGAACUUUUUUAGGCUGCCAUAGAUGGUAUGAGACGUCUAAUCAAAUUUGAAGUGGGACAAUUGGCAGUGAAUCAACAUUUUUGCUGUCAGUCCUCCCACUUAAAAUUGGACAUCUGUGAUUUGGAGUGCUAAUGAAGUUUUUAAGAGCGAUGUGACUGGUGCUGACAUUGGUGGGGGAAAAAAAUCCAGAUUGUACAAAAUGCUUUGGAUUUCUUUGUUUGCAAGUGAAGUAUUUUGUAUUGUACACUGACUUAUUUUUCUAAUAAACUUGGGAAAGUUUAUUACCCUUUACCAAGAAAGGAGGAACGUGGGUAAAGCUAACUUUUGGGGGACCCUAUAGUUCCGUGUGAAACAUUUUCUAGUGUCGUGUGAAAAUUUUGUAUGGAAGUAUAAAAACAUGACGUCAGGUGUUGGGAUAGUCGUGUGAAAUUUUUUUCAGUGUCGUGUGAAAAUUUUUGGAAGUAGGAAGCAUGACAACAGAGACCACUAAAGUAUGCUUUACCUCAAAAAGUUCAUCCCGUUGAUUUUAAGUGUCACCUAUGGGUUGCCAUGUUUUUGUUUGGAAAAAAAAAAAAGACAUAUUUUGAAACGGCGUUCCAGCGGAAGCCGGAAGAGUGGAAUCGGAUUAAGCUGGCAAAACAAACCUUACGAACAAUUCCGUCUUGUGUCACUCGUUCGUCGACUUUCGUCAUGUUUCGGUGACGCUAACGAUGGCCGUGUUUCCGGUUUUGUCGUGAGCAAAGCCGACAGACGGCGGAAAGUUAGCCUGCUUUGGAAUUUCGGCGGCCAAGAUGGAAGGCGGCGGCGUCUCGGCUUUAUGGCGAAGAACCGGGCUGCCAGCGCUUUGCUUUCGGGCUCGUCAGUAUCCGCUCAUCUGCUGCCUGCUCGCCGCCAUGUUGGCCGCCUCCGUCCUGCUCCUGCUCAACAGGUACAUCCACGUCCUGAUGGGGUUGUGGUCCUUGGCGGCGGGCGCGCUCACCUUUUACUGGACUCUGGAACCAGACUCGCUGCUGCCCAACGUCUUGUUCGCUACUCAGUCUCCAAGCAAAGGGCAGGAGUUGUUUUCUUUGGGUGGCAGCUGCGCCGUCUGCGGGAAGGUCAAGUGCAAGCGCCAUCGUCCGACAUUGCUGCUGGAGAACUUCCAGCCGUGGUUGGGACUUCAUGUUCACUCCAAGGUGGACGCUGCCAUUGCAGAGGUGUUCGAGCUAGUCCUGGAGAACUUUGUGUAUCCGUGGUACCGGGACAUCACGGACGACGAGGCGUGCGUGGACCAACUCCGUUUGAGUUUCCGCUACAUGGCGUCCGCGUUGGUGCGCCGGGCUCAGAAGGUGGACCUCCCCGGCGCUUUCGCGGGUCGCGUGAUGAAAGCCGCCGUCAAGCACGUGGAGGUUCUCGCCAGGGCUCGCGCUCGAGUCUGCCCAGGUGUGACGCUGCAGCAGGCGGCUCUGGAGGAAUACGGCGCCGACCUCCACGUGGCCACGCGUUGCCGGCGGGACGAGCUGCUCUACCUCCGCAAACUCAGCGAGAUGCUCUUCCCAUACUUGAUGCCCCCGAAAGCUACGGAGUGCAGGUCGCUGGCGCUGCUACUACGGGAGGUGAUGUCUGGUUCCGUCAUGCUGCCCGCCAUGGACUUCGCGGCCGACCCAGACACUGUCAACUUGAUGGUGUUGAAGUUUGUCGACAACACCCCGCCCGAAGCCGCCACCGAAGCGCCAUCCGCCUGUGUUCCUUUCCUGCACAAAUACGCAGACCGCAGCGGCGACAAGCCCUCCGUUCUCAAGUUGGAGCUGAAGGAGAUCCGAGAGCAGCAGGACCUUCUGUUCCGCUUCAUCAACUUCCUGAAGCAGGAGGGCGCCGUGCACGUGCUUCAGUUCUGCCUGGCCGCGGAGGAGCUCAACGACAAGAUCUUGAGGCCGGAGCUGUGCGACUCGGAGCUGCGGCGUCUGCAUGGCGAGGUGGCGCACAUCUACCGGACGUACUGCGCGGACGACAGCGUGGACAAGAUCAAUUUAGACGGCUCCAUUGUCGAAGAUAUCAGAAACGUUGCCUUGGGCCCGUACCAGGCGGUGAUCAAGCUGCAGACGUCCCGCUGCCUUUUCGAAGCCUACGAGCAUGUCCUGUCUCUCCUGGAGAAUGUCUUUACGCCCAUGUUCUGCCACAGCGACGAGUAUUUCAGACACCUGCUGAAAGGAGCCGAGUCGCCGUCCAGGAGUUCGCGCUCGGGCAGGAACACCUCCAAGCGCGGCGAGUCCUUUCGGAUCGGUAGGAUCGGCAGUAAAAUCAAAGGCGUGUUCAGGAACGCCACCGUGGACGGCGCCGUCCUGCCGCCCGGCGUCACCACCGACGAUGACGCGGUGGAAGAGGCCACGGCGGUAACCGAGGACGCGGCGCCCGCCGCUCCCGUCUCCACGGGGGGCGGCCUAAGGAAGCUGUCUGCCUGGACCGUCACCAUUCCGUACGUGGAUUUGGACGACGACGACACCAAGAGGGAGAGGAUUCCUGUCUUCUGCAUCGAUGUGGAGCGUAAAGACAGAAAGGAAGUGGGACACGAUCCCGACAGGUGGUCGGUCCACAGAAGAUACCUGGAGUUCUACGUGCUGGAGUCCAAGCUGACCGAGUUUCACGGCGCUUUCGCCGACACGCAGCUGCCCCCCAAACGCAUCCUCGGCCCCAAGAACCACGAGUUUCUUACCUCCAAGAGGGAAGACUUUGAGGGCUACUUACAGAAGCUCCUGCGCUAUCCGGAGCUGAGCAACAGUCAGCUGCUGGCCGACUUCCUGUCCCCUCACAGCGAGGAGUCGCAGUUUGCGGACAGGAUACUUCCCGACGUCAACUUGGGCAAAAUUUUCAAGUCUGUUCCAGGGAAGUUGAUGAAGGAGAAAGGUCAGAAUCUGGAGCCCUUUCUCCAGUCCUUUUUCAACUCCUGUGAGUCUCCCAAAGCCAAACCCGGGCGGGGGGAUCUGACGGCGGUCAGCUCCGGCGCCCGCACCGACAAACGGCUCCUCAACAGAAUCUUCGGGGACGGCAGCGUUGACGAGGCGGCCCUCGCCCAGAGACCGGACCGCCACGCGGAGGAGCCGGUCGGCGUGGAAGGCGCGUACGACCACGUGACGCACGUGGGACGACUGGUGUUCGGCGCGCCGCAUUGGUUGCAUCGCUUCUUGUCGGCCGGCAGGAUCCUCCUGAAGGAUACCUUUGACGCCUACGUGGAGCAGUACCUGCGCAACAAGCUGGACGCCGUCCUGCAGGAGCACCGCCUCGUCUCGCUCAUCACCCAGCUACGAGACGCCAUCUUCUACGAAAGCGCGGAGGAGCGCAGCGCGGUGGCCAAGAAGGCACGGGCCGAGCUGACUUUGGAGGAGAUGACGGCGUAUCUGCCCGACGUGGUGGGCGUGUUCGUGGGCGAGGAGGCCAAAUGCGAGGGCGUCAGGCUCCUCUUUGAGGGUCUUCAGCAGCCGCUCCUCAACAAGCAGAUGUCCUACGUGUUGCUGGACCUGGCCGUGCUGGAGAUCUUCCCUGAACUGCGUUAAUAAAGACUCUCACCAAGGCUGCCGUCAGAAAAAGCAUUUCCGUGCACAUCGUUCGGACCAAAUCAGUAGCGCGGGAAGUGGGGUGCUGCAGGAUGUUAAACCGAGGCUUAUUGGACCUUUUAGUUUUCAAAUGUGCUCAUGUGUCAUUGCGCCGUCUAGCUGCAGGGAUUUGUAUUACAAUACAUGGGCGCUUUUAUUUCCAAUACAAAAACUCCAACACACACUGUAGGUGAAAUAGAAAGCUGUCUUUAUAGUACCCUAGUAGAAGUGCUUGCCAAAAGUAUUGGCACCCCUGCAAUUCUGUCAGAUAAUGCUAAUUUUCUCCCAGAAAAUGAUUGCAUUUACAAAUGCUUUAGUAGUAAUAUCUUCAUUUAUUUUGCUUGCAGUGAAAAAACCCAAAAGAGAAUGUCUUCAUUGGCCAACUGCUCCAGGUCUUUGAGAUUUGAAGGGUGCCAUUUUCAGAUCUCUCCACUGGUGUUCUAUGAGAUUUAAGUCUGGACACAUUGCUGGCUACUUUAGAAGUCUCCAGUGCUUUCUAUCAAGCAAUUUUCUAGUGCGUUUUGAAGUGUAUUUUGGGUCAUUGUCCUGCUGGAAGACCCAUGACCUCUAAGGGAGACACAGCUUUCUCACACUGGGCCCUGCAAAAUUUGUUGGUAGUCUUCAGACUUCAUAAUGCCAUGCACACAGUCAAGCAGUCCAGUGCCAGAGUUAGCAAAGCAACCCCAAAACAUCAGGGAACCUCCACUAUGUUUGACUGUGUGGACCGUGUUCUUUUCUUUGAAGGCCUCGGAUUUUCCCUGUAAACUCCAUGUUGAUGCCUUUUCCCAAAAACCUCUACUUUUGUCUCAUCUGACCAGAGAACAUUCAUCCAAAACAUUUUUGGCUUUCUCAGGUAAGUUUUAGCAAAACUGGCUUUUGUAUGUCUCUGGGUCAGAAGUGGGGUCUUCCUGGGUAUCCUACUGUCAAGUUCAAAUAUGAAUCCUUAGGUAGACAUUUAUAAUAUUACCCAAAAUAAGAACGCACUCAAUUUAGUUGAAAAGCUUGCAAGGAGAAGGAGGAAGCUAUACAAUGGAUUACAAAAUACAGCUUCCGCAAUCGUUCUAACCAGCCCCCCUCCACCUCGCUUAUUAUUUGGGAUAGCCCUAGCAACAGACAGGUGUCUUGCCCUAAAAGGGGAAGUGGAAGCAAGCUAGUGACACCCCUUGUAAUUGUUUGGCUAUGUGUGUGCAUGUAGGUGGAAUUAUAUACAUGUGUGUCAGCACAUUUCAGAAAAGCAAAGCUGCAUCUUUUGGCUCUGUCCUUGAACAAGAGGCCUCUUCAAGUCUUCAAAACAUUCCUUCUUUGUAAGCAACAAUAAGCAGAAGCAUUUCUUCAUUGCGAGCAGCAAUUGAUUUCAGCAAAUAUAUAAGAAUUAUCUCCUGAAAUACAUUUCAUGAAGCAACAGCAUUUGGCAAGGAAUAAAAUGCAAAAAUACGAUUUCCUAAAUGUUCUAGUUUGGUUA
Corythoichthys intestinalis (scribbled pipefish) is the source of this 5384-nucleotide messenger RNA. RefSeq names its product sorting nexin-14-like. The transcript is spliced from 27 exons. The coding region runs from base 1145 to 3883 and encodes 912 amino acids. The record is from RefSeq and is a predicted model, not a curated record. Gene Ontology annotation, molecular function: phosphatidylinositol-3,5-bisphosphate binding. Lineage: Eukaryota; Metazoa; Chordata; Actinopteri; Syngnathiformes; Syngnathidae. Gene Ontology annotation, cellular component: late endosome. Gene Ontology annotation, biological process: autophagosome maturation.